This is a messenger RNA of Penaeus monodon (black tiger shrimp), 1680 nucleotides long. Its product is annotated as MAM and LDL-receptor class A domain-containing protein 1-like. The transcript is spliced from 11 exons. The record is from RefSeq and is a predicted model, not a curated record. Bases 19 to 1680 code for a protein of 553 amino acids. Gene Ontology annotation, cellular component: membrane. Lineage: Eukaryota; Metazoa; Arthropoda; Malacostraca; Decapoda; Penaeidae.
UUGAAAGUAACAGUGGACAUGAAUGCGGAGGGCGUAGUAGCCAUCGACACCAUGGUUGCUGAACGUGGGCCGUGUUCAGAGACACUGUCAGACUGCGACUUCGAGCUCGGGAUGUGUGGGUGGAAGGACGACGGCAGCUUCCCCCUUGAGUGGGUGAGGGUCCAGGCUAUGAACGGGGCUCCUCUGAUCGCCUACGACCACACGACCAACACUGAAACAGGACACUACAUGUUCCCGCGCCUCCGGGCAAAUCGAGGAAGAGAAGAUACAAUGACUGGAAUAUUAGUGUCUCCUACCCUUACACCUGGAGGGGGAAAACAGUGCCUUACCUUCUGGUAUAACAUUCAAGGCAUGGAAAAGAGUACGCUAAGCAUCUUGAGAAGAGAGGGCCCCGACUACACCGUCUUGUGGAACCGGACCGACGAACAGGGCUACGGCUGGGUCCUUGGAAGAGCUGACGUGAACAUUGGUGAAUCCUUCAUAGAGCUGGGCAUCAAAGCUGAAUAUAGCGAGGACACAGGGGGUUACAUAGUAGUAGAUGAUGUGAGCCUCGACCCAGGACGCUGCCCAAGUAGCUCCAUUAGCUGCAACUUCGACGAAGGCCUCUGCGGCUGGACAAACAAACUCCUGAGGAACAACAUUUGGCUGGUUGGACGAGGAUACACCGGAGACUCGAACGUGGUUUCGGGUCCCUUGCUCGACCACACGACUGAAGAUGGGCUGUACGCGUAUGUGGACUUCACGCCAUUCACCGUCCAGAGUAAGUUAUCACUAGUGGACGUUUCUGAACAAAUGUCACCCACACAACUGUCCUGCUUAAGCUUCUGGUACAUCAAGUAUGGCGAGAGUGGAAGGUCCGGCGUGUUCACGGUGGUGAUGGCGAACAUACAUAGUCACGAUGGGCAAGUGACAACUCUCCUGACGUUAGAUAAUAACGUUGACGAGCGAAAGUGGACGCGCGCUUUGAUAAAUGUGACCAACCCCCAAAACUACUUCCAAAUAAGCCUGAACGCGAAGAAGGAAGUCCCUGACCAGUUCAUCGGCGUCGACGACCUGGAAUUCACCCAGGGAGACUGCACACAGGUCCCGACGGUUCCGCCUCCUCCGGCUCAAUUCGUUAUGUGUGACUUCGAAGCCGAAGACCUCUGCGGGUUCGAGCAAAGCCAGGGCGACAGCUUCGACUGGGUCCGCGGCACGAGCAACGAUCACGCCUCACUGCCUCUGGACCACACGACCAACAACGCUUCUGGCCACUACAUGUACGCUGACACGAGCAUCUGGGGCGCUGGGGCAUUCACAAGCCUCUUCUCUCCUCAAAUCUACGACUUACCGGAGGCGUGUGUAGCCUUCAUGUACUUCAGCACAAAGCUCGAUCAGCUCCAGGCCUGGUUACACACCGAGGGCAAUCCUGACCCGAUAAGCAUUGCGAACUUCUCUGCUCCGUUUAAUGGCUGGUCUGGCGCAAGGAUGACCGUCCUCGCAGAAGGUGGCUGGCAGGUGGAAUUCAGAGUCACUGUUGGAAAUGACAACGGCUUUGUUGGCAUUGAUGACGUCAUUCUGAGUCCCGACGCCUGUCCCGAUCCUGUUUCCUGUGACUUCGAAGAUGGCAGUUGCUUGUGGCAGAACUUCGGGGGAAAUAGUUGGAUCACGGAACGACCCUUAAAUUCAGCGACAUCAUAA